Molecule: messenger RNA, 3078 nt
Organism: Phodopus roborovskii (desert hamster)
Lineage: Eukaryota; Metazoa; Chordata; Mammalia; Rodentia; Cricetidae
Gene: Fam43a
Product: family with sequence similarity 43 member A
Exons: 1
Coding region: 903-2171 (422 amino acids)
Source: RefSeq, a predicted model, not a curated record
CGGGCAAGCUGGCCACCGCGCGCACGACCACAGAGGGCGCGCUGCAGACCGCCGAGAACCCCGAAGCGGAGUCGGACGCCCCCGGAGGGAAGCAAUGAGGUAGCGGCAGUCCCCGGAGCUGACGAUGCGCGCGUACUGCCCUCGGAGCCCCGCGCUACCCUGGCCAAGCCGGCCGAGCGCGAGUCCCCGGUGUCCCCUCGGAGCGAGGAUGCAGUGAGCCGCGGGACUCCUGUGCCUGGCCCGCCGCGGCCAGCCGGACCAUUCGGAACGCACUUAGGGCAAGCUGCUUGCUUAUUCCAGGACCAGCCCAGUCGAGGGGCUCGCCCUCUCCCGCACCCACUGAGGGUGGGGAACACCGGCUCCUGAGCGCACUGCUGUAGUUUCCGCGGCUCCUGGCCCUGGUCCAGGACUUGUGUGUGUGUCACGUUCGCUGAAGAAGAGUUCCUGCUUAUUCUCUCACCACCCCGGGUGCUUUGGCCGAGCCCCCCGCCCCCGCUUCUAUUUAUUUGCACGUACUCAUACGUUUUUUUUCUAAAAUAUUUUCCACACCUCUCUCUUUUAUUUUGUUGCUUGUCUGAGACUUUUGUACUGGUCCUCCUCAUCUAGGCUUCUGUUAAAAAAAAUCUCUCUGUCUCUUCCUAUCCCCCAUCCCCGCACACUCAAAGCUGAAUAUAUUUUUCUUUUUCUAAUAUUCUAUACCCCUCUCCCCGACUCGCUGCGGGGUUCUCAAGCACUAUCUGGCCCCUGCUGCCUCCAUCUCUCCCUGUCCCCGCUGUGCUCCCAGCUAGAGUUUUAUUUUCCGGGCUUGCCCGGGCCAAGCGCAGCCGGGGCUGGUGGCCCUGCGGGGUUCGCACCCCGCGCUCGGCCGCCGCCGCCCAGCCUCUCCCGGGCGUCCUCCGGAGAUGCUGCCUUGGAAGAAGCACAAGUUCGAGCUGCUGGCCGAGGCGCCACCGCGGCAGGCGUCCAAGCCGAAGGGCUACGCUGUGAGCCUGCACUACUCUGCACUUAGCUCCUUGGCUAGGGCCUGCCCGGAAGGCGCGCUCAGCCGGGUGGGCAGCAUGUUCCGUUCCAAGCGCAAGAAGCUGCACAUCACCAGUGAGGACCCCACUUACACCGUGCUCUACCUGGGUAAUGCUACCACCAUCCAGGCUCGCGGCGACGGUUGCACGGACCUAGCGGUGGGCAAGAUCUGGAGCAAGAGCGAGGCAGGCCGUCAAGGCACGAAGAUGAAGCUGACGGUGAGCGCUCAAGGCAUCCGCAUGGUGCACGCCGAGGAGCGAGCGCUGCGGCGCCCGGGCCACCUAUAUCUGCUGCACCGCGUCACCUACUGUGUGGCAGACGCGCGGCUGCCCAAAGUCUUCGCCUGGGUGUACCGGCAUGAGCUGAAGCACAAGGCGGUUAUGCUACGCUGCCACGCAGUGCUGGUGUCCAAGCCAGAGAAGGCUCAGGCCAUGGCCCUACUGCUCUACCAGACGUCUGCUAACGCUCUGGCAGAGUUUAAACGUCUAAAGCGGCGGGACGAUGCGCGUCACCAGCAGCAGGAGCUGGUGGGUGCACACACCAUCCCGCUAGUGCCGCUGCGUAAGCUGCUCUUGCACGGACCUUGCUGUUACAAGCCGCCAGUGGAGCGCAGUCGGAGCGCUCCCAAGCUAGGCUCUAUCACCGAGGACUUGCUCGGGGAACAGCAGGAGGAGGAGCUGCAGGAGGAAGAAGAGGAGCACCUCGAGGGCUGCCUGGAGGAGGAGGAAGAAGAGGACCGUGUGGGGGAUGGGGACCCCGCAGAGGAAGAAGCUGAGGCGCAGAGGGCGCUGGUUGUGGCUAUGCACUUGGAAUGUGGGGACUUGCUGGACCCGCUGGAGAAUGGCCACGAGGAGGCGUUGGGGGGCAGCGAAGUCUCGCUGGGUCCCAGCUCUGGAACAUCACCGCCUUUGCCCGGCUGUGCCUCCGACAUGAAGGCCCAGCUGUCGCAGCUUAUUAGUGAUCUGGGCGACCUUAGUUUUGGCAAUGAUGUGCGCACCCUGGAGUCCGAUUUAAGGGUGACACGCCUGCUGUCGGGCGAGAGCACGGGCAGUGAGAGCUCCAUCGAGGGCGGAGGCCUGGAUGCCGCCUCCGCCACCUCUAGCAACCCGUCAGGAGAGAGCACCAGCCCAGAUGAGCCCUACUCCGGCUAAGCUCCCAGAAAACUCCGUGCGCCUGGCACCCCACAGUGGCUCCCCAGCCGUAGUACUACUCCCCCUAACCUCCAGGAAAGGGAAAUUUAUGCACCUGAGGUCCAGACCUGAGUCUGGAGUUCCCGGGGGCUGUGUCUCUCCCAAUUUGCUCCAGCACUUUUGGCUUUGAGAUGGUUCAGGAGAGCGAGGCGCUACAAUCGAAAGAUAGACAGGCCCUCCGAGGUGGGUGAGGAUUCGGAAGAGGGAAAGGGAAAGGGGGCUGAAGUUGGAAAAGGCCAAGGGCAGGCUAGAGGUGCUCAGCAGCCAGUUUCCUGUUUGUGAGGCAGCUGGGGCUUGGGAAGGAGGGGUAACUUCCUCUCCAGACCCCUUGUCUGGGAGGCCUCUUUCUGUCAUCAAUAUCUCAUUAACAAAGUCAUAUUGGAGGCUUUGCUGGCACUAGCUUACCUGCCCCCAGUUCUUUUGGAUUUGAGAGCUUGGGCUGUUUACCUCAGACUCAAAACUCUUGAAAGUAUGCCAAAUUUCUCAAAUAAUUGUACUGGGGAGGGCAAGGUAUGGAAGUUGUGUUUUGUUUACAGUUAAAGACAUCUAAUAUCUUAAAAAAAGGAAUUUUCUUUUAGAAAUACACGCCUUCCUCCUGUCCCAAAGAGCAUACAUACUCCAUGAUGCUGUGUAAAAUAUUUUUGCACCUUUGUGAAGUACUUUUGACUUUUUUUUUUUUGUACAUAACUGUUGUUCUUGGAGCUGAAUGUUUAUAUAUCUUUUGCUGUGCAAAAGACAGCUGUAAAAUGUUGUUCAGUUGUAUAUACAGAAAUGUGUAUAAAACAUUUUGUUAUUUUUUGAGCAGCAUUGUUUUGGUUCUGUUUGCAUGUCAGUGGGGUGAGAAUAAAGAGGAAAAGCUGCCAGAACA